This is a messenger RNA of Diorhabda sublineata, 1602 nucleotides long. RefSeq names its product phenoloxidase-activating factor 2-like. Gene Ontology annotation, biological process: proteolysis. Gene Ontology annotation, molecular function: serine-type endopeptidase activity. The record is from RefSeq and is a predicted model, not a curated record. The transcript has 3 exons. Bases 280 to 1512 code for a protein of 410 amino acids. Lineage: Eukaryota; Metazoa; Arthropoda; Insecta; Coleoptera; Chrysomelidae.
UGAAAAUUUCACGCGAUGUAAUCGGAUGUGUUCUUGGGUGUUCCCCACUUGAAACUAUUGCUCAGCCACAAUAAACUGUUUACAAGUCGACCGAAGACGUAACCGAUACAUUAACAUAAAGUCAGCGCAUGCUAGUGUUUAAUUUAAAAGAAUUUUGACCGGCGCUAUAUACCAUUGGUCAAUAAUUGCUUUGAAAUUAUUAUUAAACUAGCCAGUUUCAAGGUAUUUGACGAGUCGUAUCAUAUGUAUGAUUGUUUCGAAUAAGACGUAGUUGUCGAUAUGAUAAAUUAUUCUCCCACCACCGUCGCCAUAUUUCUGUGUCUUUUAUGUUGGACGCAAGGUCAAAAUGAGGAUUUAGACUCUUUAAUAAAAUCAGUUUUUAACGUUAAAAAUCAAUCAACUACUACUUCGACAUUAAAACCAGUAACUUCGGCUCAAGGUGUUGAUUUACAACCGGUGGAAAGUCACGGUGGAGAUGCGGGAGAAACGGGAGAUUGCGUUUGCGUACAGUAUUUUCUAUGUAAAAAUGGUACUGUGAAUACCAACGGAGAAGGUGUGAUAGAUAUUAGAAUAAACGAAGGUCCAUGCGGUAACAACUACCUCGAAAUAUGCUGUAACAGAGACAACACCGUAACCGAACCGAUUACCCCCUCACCGUUGACUAACAAACCCCGAGGUUGCGGGUAUUUAAACACCGAAGGAGUGGGUUUCAGAAUAACCGGUGCGUCAGACGGCGAAGCUCAAUUCGGCGAAUUCCCCUACAUGGUAGCCAUCUUGCGAGAAGAAUCCGUCGAAGGGAAUCCGCUGGUACUGAAAGUUUAUCAAUGCGGAGGGGCUUUGAUUCAUCCCCGAGCCGUUAUAACAGCAGCGCAUUGCGUGACCGGUAAAAACAAGAUUUUCAAAGUGAGGGCUGGGGAAUGGGAUACCCAACACGACGAAGAACUCUACCCUUACCAAGACAGAGAAGUGGAAUCGAUACAAAUACACGAACAGUACUACGCCGGCGCUUUGUUCAACGAUAUCGCCAUAUUGUUUUUGAAAACGCCGGUGGAUGCCGCAGAUCACAUUUCGACUAUUUGUCUGCCUCCUCAGGACCACGUCGUGCGAUCCGGGGUGGGAUACGCCACCGGUUGGGGUAAAGAUCAAUUCGGGAAGAAAGGGAAAUAUCAAGUUAUAUUGAAGAAAAUCGAUCUGCCUGUCGUUGAUAACAAAAUGUGUCAGGAUAAAUUGAGAACGACUCGUCUGGGGAAGUAUUUCCAGUUGCACAAUAGUUUUAUGUGCGCUGGGGGUGAAAAGGGGAAAGAUACUUGUAAAGGAGACGGCGGUAGUCCUUUGAUAUUCCCCAUUGAUAACGAAACUGGGAGGUAUUAUCAAGCUGGGAUCGUUUCUUGGGGGAUAGGAUGCGGGGAGAACGGUACACCAGGGGUUUACGUUAACGUGGCCAAGUUUAGGAAUUGGAUAGACGAACAAAUGGUUAAACACGAUCUCGAUACUUCGACUUAUAAAUAUUAGAUAAUGAAAAUUUAAUAAAAUCUUUGUAAUAAAAUGGGUUGUGAAUUUUUAUGUGGUUUUAUUCAACGCUCAGAAACAUCGAGAUAACGA